UAAAAAAAAAAAAAAAAUAAAAAAUAAUAUAUUUUGGGCCAGUUUUCCUUUGAUAGAAAAAAAAAAUUAAGGGGAUAUCUAUUACCAUUUACCACCAAAUGAAAACCCAAUUUGUUCUGAAAAAAACAAGGUAUAAUCCACCUGGAUGUACAAAGUAGUUGUGAUGAUAUGUACGGUUUUACUAACACAUGUCAAAGUUGUAAAAUUUUACUUAGGCUUUAAGAUUUGUUGUACCCUUAGGAGUGAAUGGUUUAAGAAGUUUAUC
Staurois parvus is the source of this 265-nucleotide messenger RNA. NCBI's taxonomy places the organism in Eukaryota, Metazoa, Chordata, Amphibia, Anura, Ranidae. The record is from the annotation of a GenBank genome assembly.